UGAACUCCUGCCAAAAACAACACACACAUACGACACACACCAGAAAGGUGCUCAGGUUGCGAAGUCCCCCGUUUUUAACAGAUUUCAAUUAAAUUCGAUAAUUUCUCUAAAGCUCCAGACCUCCUCUCCUCGACGAUGUGGUGCGGUCGCGUGGCUCUUCGCGUGGCUCUCCAGCGGAUCGCCGUUGCGCCGUUAAACUCUUUAAGUAGUACCGGGGGCUUACCGGGCGCCGUGCAGAGAGAGAUGUCGUCUCUACCGCGGGUCUACAUCACGCGACAGAUCCCGCCGGAGGGGCUGAAGAUUCUCAGCGAGUCUGGACAAGUGCAGUUUGAUCUGUGGGACUCAGAUGACGUCCCCGUGCCCCGGAAGGAGUUGCUCCAGAAGGUCAAAGGUGUUGAUGCGCUGGUCUGCGUGCUCACGGAGAAGAUCGACGCCGAGCUAUUGGACGCUGCAGGUCCUAACCUUAAGGUCCUGAGCACCAUGUCAGUGGGUUUUGACCACCUCUCCCUGGAGGAACUAAAGAAAAGGGGGAUCCGUGUGGGUUACACCCCAGAUGUGUUAACAGAUUCCGUAGCUGAACUGACUGUCGCCCUGCUGCUGACCACCUCCAGGAGACUGGUAGAGGCUACGCAUGAAGCCAAGAGUGGUGGAUGGGGAACGUGGAGGACUCUGUGGCUGUGUGGAUAUGAGCUGGCUAACAGCACCGUGGGAAUCCUGGGACUGGGCAGGAUCGGAGUGGCUAUCGCUGAGCGUCUGAAGCCGUUCAAGGUUUUAAUGGGAAAUGGUAAGUUCAUCUACACGGACGUGGCUCCCCGACCAGAGCUGGCCAGUUUGAUCGACGCAGAAUAUGUCUCUAUGGAUGAGUUGGCCAGUCAGUCUGACUUCCUGUCAGUGUGUUGUCCUCUCUCCCUCUAG
Oncorhynchus keta (chum salmon) is the source of this 915-nucleotide messenger RNA. RefSeq names its product glyoxylate reductase/hydroxypyruvate reductase-like. Gene Ontology annotation, molecular function: hydroxypyruvate reductase [NAD(P)H] activity; glyoxylate reductase (NADPH) activity; hydroxypyruvate reductase (NADH) activity. The coding region runs from base 136 to 915 and encodes 259 amino acids. The transcript is spliced from 7 exons. The record is from RefSeq and is a predicted model, not a curated record. Gene Ontology annotation, cellular component: cytosol. Lineage: Eukaryota; Metazoa; Chordata; Actinopteri; Salmoniformes; Salmonidae.